AUGCAACGUCCCUCUAGAGGUCGCGCGUCUUCAGACUAUCCGGCGCCUUCAGCUUGGACGUCACGGCCGUCGUCCACGUCCGGCCAUCUCCAGUCAUCUUCUCAUGAGCAGCUGGAGAGGCUACGGACCAGUAACACGGCAUUUCCGUCGAAUAAGAGACGACACGUUCACCAUGUCUCGUUGCCGAACAGCCAACAAGCCUUUGGAUCGACCACGUCGGUCGUCAGUCUCAACCGCCCGCUCUCCCCGUUUGAGGAGCGGUUUCUUGGUCGAACGACACACUCAAGUGCAAUCCUUCUUGCUGAACCCGUCGUAGCCGCGCCGACGGCCGCGGAGAGAUUGCUAAACAGUGUCAAGCGCGCGGUACUUAAGAAGCAGCAGCAGAAUGAAGAUGAAGCGUCGUCCAGAGGUACAAGUCCGUUGACCCCGACCGCGUUAGCAUCACUCUCUCCGACCGCAAGUGGAACGAUGACACCUAUAAAUGGCGCCCCAGUCAAACGUUCACGUUCACUGCAUUCACAGACAAUCAUCACCGCACACCGUUCGCCCUUUGGCGGAUACACCAAGUCGGGGGAUUUUGUCAUGACCAGAACGACAGACGGCAGACGGUUACCUACUCCUCAACCCCACCCACACUCGCUUGCGACCGGGGGUCACAUCAGCAUCCCUGCCCUACCUGUCCAGCCUUCGGCUCUCAAGAAAGGGUCGGGGGUCAGCUUCGAGUCGGGGGAUAGCUAUACCCUCGUUCCAACACCAGACUCGGCCUCGAGUGCGGGGAGCGUCAAUGGGGCGCCGUUGGUCAAAAAAUCCAUGUUUGCCAAGCUCGUCGGCAAAGCCCACCGUAGUAGUUCGAGCAUGGGGAGUGCAAAAGAAGAGGAAUUGCUCAAGACUGCGACCAAAAAGGCGUCCUCCCCAAAAUCCCUGGCUCUCAGAUCCCAGAUUGACAAGCUCCCAGUGGAGCUUGUUCAGGAAAUCUUUCUCUGUGCAGCUGCAGAUCCAGCGUUAAAACCCCUUACGCUGCAAUUACUCCGUUUAUCCAAAUGGGUCAAUGCUCUGCUCCUUCCAGAGCUCUAUCGCAGCGUUUACUUGCACACCGACGCCCAGGCCCAACGGUUCUUGCAAACCAUCACCGUCCGUCCGGCGCUUUGUCGAUACAUUGUCGUCUUUGACGUCCCAGAGGUCAACAUUUUCAAGCGUUCGUGGCCAAGACAGCACGUGGCGGAUCUUGUCCUACCAUACGUUGCCGCGUUGGAUAAGCAGGCGCCAAAGCUACGGACGUUGACAAAGAUAUUCGCCAUUCUCUUCGACGAAACGCCCGCUGUGUCUGCCGACACGCUCCCAACAGAUCCGCACACAGCUACCGAUUCGCAAAGCAAAGGCAAAGGCAAAGCAACGGCUGACGAAUGGGCACUCGUAGAGACGACACCAGCCGCGCGUCGUCUCCGUUCAACUACGAUUCAUGCCCUGACACUCUCACCACCCUUUGAAAUUGACUCGCCGACGACACCAUCAUCCUCUUCCAACUUUGAAACGCUCCGACUUCCCGAAGACGUGACGCUCUCCGGCUUUGGCACAUCUUCGCUCGUGAGAUGGAACUUUAACUCGGUCCAGCGGCUUCGGUUCACUUCGGUGGUCAAUGGCGGAACACUCCGCAUCGAAGAGCUCCUCUUACUUCCCUCACUUACCCACCUUGCUCUUCCUCUCUGGCGUUCGACACUGGAAACAACAAAGGCUCUGCUUGGCUUGGAGAGGUUGAAGCGUCUUGCCCUCUUCGUCUUGUUCGACCCUAUCACCGAAGUGGAGAUGGCCAGAGUCACAACGAGGAGACAUGCAUCUGAGAAUAACGGAGACGAGAUUCCGAGCAGCCCAGUGGCUGUCGCUGGAAGGAUGAUUCAAUGUCGAUGUCAGCAUGGAGGACACGGGCAACCGAGUGGCACUGCCAAUCAAAGCACCGCUGAUCCAUCCAAUGCUGAUCCGCAGGACACAAUUGAGAAUGGCGAUGAAAAUGACGCAGCAACCACCCAAACUCCUGAUGCGAGCACUUCGGCUACACAUUCCAACACACCUGGUCCCAGCGUGGCUGCAACACUGUCAAGCCCUGGUGCGAACACAAGCGCGACAAACGCUGCAUCAACGAGUACCUCGACUAUCGGCGCAAAUCCAAACUCGUCGACGGCGUCCCUCCAGGCCGUCUUCAACGAGUCUGAGGCGCUGCGCAAUAUCGAUGACAGUCGUCUCAUCCUAUUCAACAUUCGCGAGAUGGUGACCAUGUGUCGCGUACCCACUCAACGGUUCUGGGACGAGGUCGAGCUGCGCGCAAGCCAUCUCGCUGCUCAUGUCGUUCUCGGUCAGUUAAGAUCACUGGCUGGGAGGGGCAUCACAGAACUUUAA
Molecule: messenger RNA, 2391 nt
Organism: Serendipita indica DSM 11827
Lineage: Eukaryota; Fungi; Basidiomycota; Agaricomycetes; Sebacinales; Serendipitaceae
Source: the annotation of a GenBank genome assembly